This is a messenger RNA of Glarea lozoyensis ATCC 20868, 150 nucleotides long. RefSeq lists its product as uncharacterized. The transcript has a single exon. NCBI's taxonomy places the organism in Eukaryota, Fungi, Ascomycota, Leotiomycetes, Helotiales, Helotiaceae. The record is from RefSeq and is a predicted model, not a curated record. Bases 1 to 150 code for a protein of 49 amino acids.
AUGUCAUUGUUGAAGAACGACGUCCGUGUGGUGGAAGUUGGAGUCUCCCUCCCUACUUGCUUCGAAGAGCUGGUGCCCUGGCCUGGCCCCGUCCUCGGCUGUGGUUCGCUGUCGAGCAUCCUCCGCCCCACCCUUCGCUGGGCCGCUUAG